AUGUUCUCCUCCGUUAUUGGCGGCCUGCGCCAUCCACAUGGGUCUUCUAUCUUGAGCGCGGCAAUUGAAAGCAUUAAGGUCCUCAGAGAUAAGCGAAGAUGCGAGCUUUUGCAUCGCGCGAUCUCCCUCAUAGAUGAGGGCCUUUCAGACAGUUCGACAACCACAGCGAUUUGCCGUUUGUCUUACCUUCUAUUCUCGCCAGAAAACCCAGAACCCAAGGAGCUUGCAGAAGCUACAGAGGCUGGUCACUUGUUCUGGAAGGUCAUAAGAUGUAUCUCGACCUCAUCUAACAGUUCAGAUAAGACGUCUUCUUUAGCAUCCUACAUUGCAUGUUCUUCUAGCCAAGUCACUGCCACAGAAAAGAAGUUUUUCUCGAUCGCCUUACUUACAGACGACGCCCUCACAAAUGAAAUGCUCAUCGCUGCGGCGGCCAACUUGUAUCCGGCGCUCUUUUGCGAAUACGUACUUGUCCAGCUACCAGAUGCAUACAAGGACGAGUCUAUAGAAAUGCUAGAGCUUCUUAGGACACGAGCGGGGGUCACGCACGGCCACUUGGAGGAUAUCCUGUCCAUUCUUCCGCAAGGCACACUAACUGAAGAUGAAAUACUACAAUUAAAAGAGGCAGUCACUAGUUCCUUAGCGUCAGCGUCUAAUGUGACGUUCAGUGCUUAUCCUACCCCUUUACUUCCAGUUAUUUCUAGGCUACUUUCCAAGGCCCGUCCAUACUCAAGGGAGCACCCUGCUAUGUAUUCUUCCAAAGGGAAUCCUCUUUUGCGUAUCCUAUACCGCUCACUUCUUCAACUGGAUUCACAAAAACAGACAUCGACGAUUCCAGGCCCCUGGCUUAUGAUUCAGCUUGUUUUAGCGGCCGCCUAUGCGGUAAAGCUCCAGAACAAGGUCUGGGCUGACACACUUCUCCAGCGCCUCCUUUGUAUUGUUCCAGCUCUCGAAGGUAAGUAUUCUCGCAUUCUAGGGCUUUGUGCACUCAUUCACCUUGCAACCUCCUAUGACACUGACAAUAGUUUACAUGCUGUGCUCACUCCCCUUACUCUCGAUGAGAUCAAGUUGUUUCUUACCAAGGUGGAAGAGUGGAUGAAGAUGGACAAGUCUUCCAUCGUUCUUCGAACGUUAGCGUUUCAAGGGGCAAUAUCAAUUAUAAACUCCGUGAAAUCUCAGGAUCAGAUCUUACUCGCGCAGCUAGCCCCAUCACUCCUUUCCGUAGCAGCUGGAAUACAUCACAAUAUAGGAACCUUCAUAAACAUACUAAACGCAUUUGCGGCCGAACUACUGGAGUUUCAAGGGUCCGCUAUUCUGUCAACUCUUUUUGAUCUCCAGACAGCUGGCCUUAGCGGCGUCUCAGGGCUCCUACGUGUUGCAGACGAUGUUAGGUCCUUGGUGCCCCAGGCAUCUAUCCCUCUAACAACAGACUUGCACGCACAACUGCAACCAGAUCUCAGUUGGCGUCAGGCUACACUGGAGUUAAUUAGAAAAGAAAAGUAUGGCUCUAAAUAUGGACCACGCUUGCUUUCAUCCCCACUGUUUCAGGACCUACUUCAGCUUCAUGCGUUCAUAGCCAUAAACGUCAUCUCUUUCUACCGGUUCACAAGUGCUUUGGAGACCUUUCUUUUGACUUGUUGCGUUGCUACUCCAAACAAUGACUCUGCUUCUAUACUCCUACGUGCUUUAGAGUCAGACCAGGUUAGUGAAGAUUAUAACGGUCCUACAUCUUCCGAAGCGUCCUUUUCUUCCAAUUUCUCGACAAUCCUUGAUGCGUACCUAAGCGCCGGCGAACACCUUUUCGAAGUUAUUUCCACCAUCUACGAUCUGUCGUCUGGCCUCAGCUCUAACAUCAAAGCUCCUGCUCCCCCAAGGCUUCUGCCCUCUACUCUAAGGAGGCUGAGUGAGCUCUCCAUUCUUCCUGACACGUUUGGGUAUGCAGAGUUUUUCAUUGUCGCAGCAACAGCACGCGUUCUAGUAUCCUUAUACCUGCAAGACACAAAGAUGGUGAGCAACAGAAUAAGGUUCUUCCCCAAGAAGGCAAAGAUUAGUUCCAUUGUCUUACUCAUGGGACUCUACCUUCUAUCAGAUAUUCCAGAGUUUUACCGAUUUUCGCCUGAUUGUGCUUCGUUUCUCAAUAUGAUCCUUCCUUUGUGUAUUAAUCUUCCGCUGGGAAAGCGUAAAUAUCGGGAAAGCGUACUUGGUAAGCAUGGUGGAAGCCCAUGCCACAGCUCCACUAAUGUCCUUGAAGAUGCAGAAUGCUUUUCGCAGCAAUCCUUACUGUCUUAUUCAGACCUCAGCUACUCGGUUAGGAGUGAUGGGGACCCCCUUAGGUUCCAUCGCAUAAGCCUUGUUCUAGCGCAUAUUUUAUACACGGCAUUAAGCAAGCAGCUAUGUGAUCUGGCAUUGGUUGAUGACUACCUCCUUAUUAUGGUGUAUAUCUCUACUGGAGUAUUUUCGUCAACCGACUCGUCCAUUGAGUCCAUGGACACAGGCUCUUCCGAUUUAGAUGAAUCCCAGUGUCUAUUGCUAAGCUUAACAUCUUCCUGGCUCAGCCCAGCACCUAUUUGUAAGGCUCUCCUCGUCUUCUUGUUUUCUAAUAAUAUGCCACUGAGCCUAUGCUCAGAUUAUCCUGGAAUGUUCAACUUUUUAACGUGGAACGCAAAGCUGAUAGCAAUCAGACUUCUGGAUAGCACUCUAGAUCUGCUUCCAGACUCUGCACGUCGAGAGGUUAUCCUGUCCUCCAGGCUCUACUUCCAUAAACUCUUUGUGAUCCUGACUGAGCUACUACUGAUUCCUCUUCAGCCUUAUAUCUCCACAUUGCUUUCAUUCCUGCAUAAGAUCUCCAACUGUCUUCUAAGCCAAGAUGAUGUGUCUCUUGCCAGUUCCCUCGGAGUCGCAGUGACAUUUCCAGAUGAGCCUCUAGAGCUUGUCGAGUGCACUAAGAAGUGUAUGACUGUAUCAGAUAGAAUGUCUGAGCCACCAUCGUACGUACACUGUCGUUAUAAGUCUGCGUCCGGGGUGGAGCUGUUUUCCUAUUGUGCCGUGUUAGACGAUAGGAGCGCAAUCACAUCUCUCUAUGCAUAUCUUAGAGCACUUAUUGCUGCGCACAUAAGGCGGUUGCAGGAGAAGAUAGGCUCGGGGAAAAUGGCACUUGUACCUCUGGAAAAGCAUGCAAUCCAGCAGUUCUUCACAGAAAAACGGGCAAGCUCAUUGUCUUUUUCUCAGAUGUUUCCUGGGAUGCGCUUUCUUGGCCACUCGUCCCAUCUGGUUGUUGGAGAGAACUUAUAUGCAUACUUCUGUGGCGAGAAUUCACAGCUAUACCAAGAAGCGUAUACAUACUGGUAUGACUGUUUCAUGCUAGACCUCCUCUUCAACAUUCCUGACACGUUCUCUUUAAAGUUGUUCAAUGAAUAUGAAAAGAUUAAGCAGACAAUAGGCCAGCAAAUAAAGGACCGCAAAAAGACAGCUACACCGUUUAGUGAUUGCUAUAAGGUAUUGACGCACUUUAUAUACAUGCACAGUCUUCUCUCUGCCAGACGUCUUUUGCAGGCGUCCUCUGUAUUCUCGCUAGAGCGCGCUUCGUCUCUUCAGAGCAUAUUAUCAGCUCCUACAAGCCUGUCAACUACAGAACCUAGUUCGCGCGUCAAUUCCAUGGCUCAAUUUCCUUCGUCUCCGUGUGCUGGUAUUAUUACACAAGGAACAAGAGACUCCCUGCUAACCGACCAAGACAGACGCUAUCAGGUAGAGCUUAACAUUGUUCUCACGACCUUCUGGGACAUUUAUGACUGGGCAAGGGACAAAGGGGCCUUCUCCGUGCGCACUAUCAUGCACUUUGGUCAGUGCAUCUCUGCUGUUUCUAGCUCUCUUGUACUGGCGAUGAUCACUCUAUGUGAGCAACGAAGCCAGAGCACUGCGGCCUCUGUUCUUCUCAAGUGUUAUGCAGACUUUUGCAAUGCAGAACAAUACUAUCGUCCGGUCACAAAACUAGACGAGGCAGUUGCUGCAGCUGAGCGCAUUGGCAUGGUUGUUCCCAGAAUGACUUCCAGCACAUACCAGCUGGAGCAAUGCUGUAAGGAGCUCAUAUACUUUGCAACAAACAAGAGCUAUCUCUUAUUUAUGGACACAACUGCCUAUGUCCUGGACGCGCUGCUACGUCUCCCGACUAGACCUGCUGAAUUCACUACUGCUCAAGUUCUUAUGCACUUGCUGGGAUACAUCGUCCUGUACUCAGGUAUUCCUCGCUUGUGCAGAGCAAUAAUUGAGUCUCCAAUCUUUCAUCGCUCGACAGGCAACAUUUCUAAACUAGCUGACUCUCCAUCGUAUUCUGCUUUGUACAAAGCCAACGUGGACACUAUCGCAGAAUUCUUGACCAACAAGAACGCUAACGUACACUCUAGCCUAUUUGUUUCCUACCCCGUAUGCUCACGAUAUCGACGCUUAGCUGCUUACUCCACGACCCUAGUUGAUGAAAUCCUUGAACAUUGCUGGAGCAGCCCUCACUCUUGGUCCAUCAACACAGACGACUCUUCUGACAGCGAGACCUCCCCUGCUGACGUGGAUGUGGAUAAAGUAACCGUCAGUACCAGACUAGCUCGGCACUGCGCUGAGAUCCCUGAAACACCAUAUGUAUCUGAGAGCAUAUUAGAUGACGAUAAGAGGUACAACGAACACUUGCACAGACCAUGUGAAGAUCUGAAUGGGUCCAUGGAGAACUUGCUUAGUCCUGAGCUGAACACUAAUGUCUAUUCAGACCAGAAUGAGGCGCACGGAAGCUCGUCGAUCUUUGAUGCUGAGUACGAUGCGGCGCAUACUCUUUCAAGAAGAAAUAGUGUGUUCCGCAGUGCUAGAAGCUUAAGAAAUCGCAGCCUUAGUACCACGCAUGAGCUUUUGCCAGGAGAUCUCUCGGUCUACCGGGCCUUGACUGCGUCCAUUGCAGAAAGCAAAAGUGCCGGGCCUUCAGAGUUAGGUAGUACAGCUGCCUCCUUCACUAACUUCUUGAAGGAUGAGAGUCGACGCUCUCCCCCUGCAACUUCACGUUCAGAUGCCCGCACCACCGUGCAGCUUGCAGAGCUGAAACGACUGGGGUACUUCCACAUGUCUGCCAUCUCAAGUAUGGUUAGCAUAAUGCAGCUCAUAGACUUGCCGUCCGAAGCCCGCGCCCUCAUUUUGGGGAAGGCGUGUCUUUGCAUUACUUUCUAUGAGUCUUCUCUAGAUCACAAGGAGUUCUUCCGCACCCACCUGGCAAACAGAAUUAUUCGCCUACUUCUCUUGGCUGUCGAGCAGAGGCCCCAGGCAUCCACCAUAACAAGCAUUGUGCUUAUGUUCUUCGUUUGCGCUAAUUCGAAGCUAGACAUAUCUACGCUGGGAAAGAACUAUUACACCAAUGUGGAUAAAGGUCCCAUUCUUCCCUUUUUGCAGCCGCUUGCCUCUGCCAUACUCUCCUACUUCCUUUCCCUUGCACCACAUAUUCUGCUGCAAAGUAUUUAUGGGCGCUACGCUCUGCAAAGGGUGGGCGUUCUGAAUAGUUAUGUCGACCUCAUUGGGUUUCAGCAGCUCUAUCCUCAGUGUAUUGGCCAUGCGACCAAUCUCGACAAAGUUUUUGAAUUUGCUGUGCUCUGGUGCGACGCGUCAGUCUGGUUUCACAUACUUAAAGUUUUGUUAGUUGAAGGUUUCAUAAAUACCUCCGUUGACAAUCACACCCUAAUAUACAGGCGCACGUUAUUAAGAACGGACGGAGAUUUGGUUAUCCGCAUGAGGAACUUGACAUUCAUACGAACCAUUGACAGCUUGGCAAAUGGGACAAUUUACCGGGCUACUGCCCAGUUUUUAUUAACAUUGGGAGAGCACACGUGCAUCCAGACCGUGCUUUACUUAAUAUCGAAGUGUGUAAUGCCCCUACACGGAUACCGAGUGGGCAGACUUCUUUACAGCUUCCUCCGAGCACUGCUAUUGCAAAAGAAUCAGCGCUCAGACGACAGCAGAUCUGUCCUGUCCCUUCUAUGCCGGCUUUGCAAAGCAAUCUCCAUGGUAUCCUCCUUAGAUGUUAUGGGCAUACUUAGUGCUGGUCUAGUUCCCCUUUUCCGGCGGCAUCCUGAGCUUCUCUUGGGGAUCUUAUCAGAUAGAUACACAGGUUACCAGGAUCCUUCUGGCUGUAUAUUUCCACGUAGAUAUGGUCUGCUAGAGCCUCGGGAUUUUAUCAUUCGUCUGCUGGAGCAACAGUCGCCGGAGUUCAACCUUGAGAAACACCUCUCUGAUCUCCGUGUGCUGGCGUCUAAGAAGGAGAUGGACGUGUACGUCAUUCCGGGGUUCCGUCGCAAUCUUUCAGAAAUGAAGCUUGCGCUCUUCGAGCUUCUUCUGACCAAGUGUCGCGAUUUCAUUUCUAUGGGGCCAUAUCUCUCUGGGGAUUAUGAGAAGGAUGAGGUUGUAUCUGACUUGGUUUACAUUUAUCAUAUCAUCCGUCCACCACUAGACUCUUCUGACGUCUUGUCCCGUGCACAGUACAGUGCUUUCGCUAAGCUGCUGUUUGAGAGGAAGGAGCUCUACGGCGCCCUUCUCCAGCUGGCCGUCUACGUGGGCCACAUGUCAUGGGAUCACCUCUCCCAAGACGGGCACAAGGUGAGGAAGCACUUUGUUUACUCUGUUUUGGGCCUCUCUGUUUUGAAUGCAGAAGUGGACAUGAAUAACUAUAGUAGCUUCAUCACGUCCCUGGAGGCUAUAAAGUUCGAGGAUAGACUAAACUCUCCUCUACUAGUUCCGUUCGGGUGUGACAUGCCCGGAUUCUUUGUGCUGAGUUCGUGGGUGUAUCAAGUACUGGCUGUUUUCUGGGAGUAUAGUACAUAUCCGUGCGAAUUCAGCACAAUCCUCCAGAGCACCUUUCACAACCUAAAAGCUAUCAAGAGCAUCCCCGUAUGGGAACGCGAGGAUGAGGGUGCCGAGUAUGUAGACAGCGCAGAUAGUGACAUGCCGAUCGAAAAGCUUGCAACGUCUCUUUCUCUACCUGUUUCGCCUGCAAAUACCCAAGCAAGCACAUUAAAGGUCAAGCGGCCAAUCAAGCUGAACGGCUUCGGACUGCUCGACUGCUCCAUGCUCUGCCUGCUUCUCAUCGUAGGCUCUAAUAAGAAGCGCUUGGCGGACUAUACUAGCACCAUUAUAGACUGCUAUGACUGGGCAUGCUCCAUCGUUGAUUCAAAGAAGGCUAAGAAGGGGUUGGCUCUGUCACUUACGUUGUAUGCGAGCUUAUUUCUUUUGUCCUCUAACCGGCAAAUCGUCAAUGUUAACAGCAAGCAGAUCUUCGGGCCUACUUGUCAACUAGUUAACACACUCUACACCGUUAGCCUAAAAGGCAGUGAUCAAUCUGCACACCAUAAGGAAGCCUCAGCUUCUCAGCUAACAAAGAGCGUACCUGCAGCGACGGAUCUGACCGUUUCGGUAGUGUCAGAUAAGCUCGUUCUGAGUCACCUAUGUCCUGAUUCGAGAGUGCUGAACCAAAGCCUAGGAUCCACAACGACGUCAUCCAUAGAGCAGGCCAUCAAAAGUAAGGCAGAGGCAGAGCAGAGCAGUACCCUAGAUCAUAUGAGCUCGCUUGAGAGGAGCACAGUUUACGGGUACGACGUUCCUGUCAUCACUACACCCUAUCUCCUGCACAUCAUCCAUUGCCUGAUGGCAUUUACAGAUGUUUCAUCGUCUGAGCCCCUUCUUGACACAAUCAAAUCCUUAUUAAUACUAAUUUUGCGCCACUCACAAGUCCGUCGUCUCUUACCAGAGCUAGCCUCUCUUUUGGAGUUUACCAAAUGUGUUAUUAAGAAGGACACUCAGUUCAUACUAUCGAGUCUCAUACCCUCUGCUUCUGUCCUCGUCUGCUAUCAAACAGCAGCCGAUACCAACGUAACAUAUAAAGUUUUAGGAACCCUUGCAUUUCUAGUGGACAUAGAGUGGAGCUAUAGCGCAGCAUCCACUUCAAUUUCUGAUGCAUUAGCUCACUUGUACUCUCACGUCUAUACUCGGCCAAAUACGGAAGUUCAAGGGCUUUUAGCAUUUUUCGCAAGGCUAAUGGUUUCGGGAGGGAUAAGUAGUUACACCCAAUGCAACCUGCUCAGAUUGCUGACCAAUCUUGUAGAAAAGGCUCUGUUCUCCGCGCAAGAAGUCCUUAGUAUCAUAGAGAGUAUCCUUCAGGACGCGUGCUCAGAGAGCGUUGCGGCACAAUGCCUUAUUUCGGCCAGUGUACUGUUAAGUAUGUGA
Messenger RNA from Giardia duodenalis, 8238 nucleotides. RefSeq lists its product as uncharacterized. NCBI's taxonomy places the organism in Eukaryota, Fornicata, Diplomonadida, Hexamitidae. The transcript has a single exon. Bases 1 to 8238 code for a protein of 2745 amino acids. The record is from RefSeq and is a predicted model, not a curated record.